Diceros bicornis minor is the source of this 2438-nucleotide messenger RNA. It is a transcript of the gene MST1, whose product is annotated as macrophage stimulating 1. Gene Ontology annotation, molecular function: receptor tyrosine kinase binding; serine-type endopeptidase activity. The record is from RefSeq and is a predicted model, not a curated record. Gene Ontology annotation, biological process: proteolysis; regulation of receptor signaling pathway via JAK-STAT. The coding region runs from base 134 to 2356 and encodes 740 amino acids. The transcript has 17 exons. NCBI's taxonomy places the organism in Eukaryota, Metazoa, Chordata, Mammalia, Perissodactyla, Rhinocerotidae.
ACAGCCCAGCCGCCUCCGCCCCACGCUGGCGCAGGAGGAGCUCCUAGCCCAGCUGUGUCGGAACGCAACGUCCUAACUGGGAGACCCAGGCCGCCUAUCUCAACUCCUACUCAUACUUGGAGGCCCGGCUCAGAUGACCUGUAGGACAUCUGAAAGGCCACUCCUGCCAGGGUCCCUGCUACCUGUCACUCCCACCUCCAUUCAGGCCAGAUGGGUGCUCCGGGGUACAGAGCUGCAACACCUGCUACAUGGAGUGGGGCCCAGGUCUUGGCAAGAAGAUGUGGCAGAUGCUGAGGGGUGUGCAGGGCAUUGUGUGCCCCUACUGGACUGCAGGGCCUUCCACUACAACGUGAGCAGCCAUGGUUGCCAACUGCUGCCAUGGACCCAGCACUCACCCCAUACACGGCUGCAGCGUUCUGGGCACUGUGAUCUCUUCCAAAAGAAAGACUAUGUGCGGACCUGCAUCACGGACAAUGGUGUCAAGUACCGGGGCACCGUGGCCAUCACCACGGGUGGCCUACCCUGCCAGCACUGGAGCCACAGGUUCCCCAAUGACCACAAGUACACGCCCACACUCCGUAAUGGCUUGGAGGAGAACUUCUGCCGCAACCCCGACGGAGACCCGGGAGGUCCCUGGUGCUACACGACAGACCCUGCCGUGCGCUUCCAGAGCUGCGGCAUCAAGUCCUGCCGGCAGGCCGCUUGCGUUUGGUGCAAUGGCGAGGAUUACCGCGGCGCAGUGGACCGCACCGAGUCAGGACGCGAGUGUCAGCGCUGGGACCUGCAGCGCCCGCACGCCCACCCCUUUGAGCCGGGCAAGUUCCUUGACAAAGAUCUGGACGACAACUAUUGCCGGAAUCCGGACGGCUCGGAGCGGCCCUGGUGCUAUACCACAGACCCGCAGAUGGAGCGAGAGUUCUGCGACCUCCCCUUCUGCGGGUCCGAGGCACAGCCGCGCCAAGAGGACACCACGUUCAACUGCUUCCGCGGGAAGGGGGAGGGCUACCGGGGCACGGCCAACACCACCGCCGCGGGCGUGCCCUGCCAGCGCUGGGACGCGCAGAACCCGCAUCAGCAUCGCUUUGCGCCCGAGAAAUACGCAUGCAAGGACCUUCGGGAGAACUUCUGCCGUAACCCCGAUGGCUCGGAGGCGCCCUGGUGCUUCACAUCGCGGCCUGGCAUGCGCGUGGCCUUCUGCUACCAGAUCCGGCGCUGCACCGACGACGUGCGGCCUGAGGACUGCUACCACGGCGCGGGGGAGCUGUAUCGCGGCUCGGUCAGCAAGACCCACAAGGGUGUAACGUGCCAGCGCUGGUCCGCGGAGACGCCGCACAAGCCGCAGUUCACGCCCACCUCCGUGCCACACGCCCAGCUGGAAGAGAACUUCUGCCGGAACCCGGACGGGGAUAGCCAUGGGCCCUGGUGCUACACUACGGACCCGGGAACUCCAUUCGACUACUGUGCACUGCGGCGCUGCGAUGAUGACGAACCACUGUCCAUCUUGGAGCCCCCAGACCAGGUGCUGUUUGAGAAGUGUGGCAAGAGAGUGGAUCAGCGGCACUCCAAGCUGCGUGUGGUAGGGGGCCAGCCUGGGAACUCACCCUGGACAGUCAGCUUGCGCAACCGGCAGGGCCAGCAUUUCUGCGGGGGGUCCCUAGUGAAGGAGCAGUGGGUACUGACCGCCCGGCAGUGCUUCUCCUCCUGCCAUGUGCCUCUCACGGGCUAUGAGGUGUGGCUGGGCACCCUAUUCCAGAACCCGCAGCCGGGGGAGCCAGGCCUGCAGCGGGUCCCAGUGGCCAAGGUGGUGUGUGGGCCCUCAGGCUCCCAGCUUGUCUUGCUCAAGCUGGAGAGACCUGUGGCCCUGAGCCAGCGCGUGGCCCUGAUCUGCCUGCCUCCAGAGCGGUACGUGGUGCCUCCAGGCACCAAAUGUGAGAUUGCAGGCUGGGGUGAGACCAAAGGUAAGAGUCCAGUACAGGGGCAUGGAUUGCUAAAGGCCAGGAGGCCCAGCCUUGGGUCCUAUCCAAAGGCCCUCUCUCUCAUUCCCUUCACUGUAGGUACAGGGGACAAUGUGGUCCUAAACGUAGCCUCGCUGAAUGUCAUCUCCAACCAGGAAUGUAAUGUCAAGCACCGAGGACGUGUACGCGAGAGUGAGAUGUGCACUGAGGGACUGUUGGCCCCUGUGGGUGCCUGUGAGGGUGACUACGGGGGCCCGCUUGCCUGCUUUACCCAUGACUGCUGGGUCCUGGAGGGAAUUAUAAUCCCCAACCGAGUGUGCGCACGGCCCCACUGGCCAGCCAUCUUCACGCGUGUCUCUGUGUUUGCGGACUGGAUUCACAAGGUCAUGCGGCUGGGCUAGGCCCAGCUUCAAUCGUAUGUGCCUUGGGGAGGACGGGGAGGACGAAGCUUCCUGUCAGACAUAAAGUCACCUGUCCUCUUUA